AUGGGUCCAGACUUCGGAACACACCGAAAAGCAGUCACUGAUGCAGCCAUGGCCUGGAACAAGGACUCAUACUACAGAAAGCAGAAAGCCAAUCUCUGCUCACGGUUAAGGCGACAAGAUGCUGGCUUGAAGACUCACUUGGACCAGCUGGACCAACAGAUAAGCGAACUGCAGCUGGAUGUAAGCAGGUCAUCCUGUGAGGCACUGGAUAGUGACAGCAGGCCCAGCUCAGGCUUCUACGAGCUGAGUGAUGCUGGUUCCUGCUCCUUGUCCACCUCAUGUGCAUCUGUUUGCAGUGACCGCCUCUCCCCAUCACUGGGCAGCUGGCUGCCUGUGUUUCAGCCCUCUAAAUCGAGGUCUGGCAUAGGGGACUGGCGACCCCGCUCUGCCGAUGAGACCACUGUCCCUGCAUGGAACUCACAGCUCAGUAGAGAAGACAGCAGGCUCCUGUAUGGUGCAGAAGACACAGGCCGGCCAAGGGGCAUGUUCCGGCCCAGACCAGUGUCUACAGGUGAUCUUGAGAGAGUCCUCCCAGAUGACCUGGGGCUUCAGAGAGCUGUUUCUGAUGCUGCAUCCUCAUCCCUCCUCUGCCAGGGAAUAGAAGUCCCAGCCCACGCACUGGACCCUAAGUACCAGCGUGAUCUCGUGGCCCGGGGUGGCCAGGAGGUGUACCCAUAUCCCAGCCCCCUACAUGCAGUGGCUCUGCAGAGCCCCCUCUUUGCUCUGCCUAAAGAGGCGCCAAGUCUUGACAUCUACUCGCCUCCCCAGGAGACUACUUUGGUCCCUGUGGAUCAGAACAAGACUCAAACUGGGCCGAUCCAUGAGCUGGGCUCAGCCGAAGCCUACAUCCACCGGCUAUUGCGUCUGCGGGGCCAAGAGCUCCCUCUGAGAGAUGUGUUGCAGGAGCAGGGGAGUGACACGCCUCCUUUCCCACGGAAGCCCUGUGACCAGGGGUCAGACAGUGGAGGCCAGCUCGAGAAGCUGAACUUUGGAAUGGACAGGGGAAAAAUGAAACCAAGUAGAGAUGCUGCCAAGGACAGCCUCAAGCAACAGCGGCCUGUGUCCCUUGUGGAUACUGAGCCCCUCAGCAGCCCCCUAAAGGAGGAAACCACACCUUGGAAUCCUUGUGUCCGUGGAGACAGUACUGUAGGUUCCUCUCUCUGCUCCCAGGCCCAGAGGCCCUACAAUGACUAUGGCCAAGGACAAGUCCUGUCACCAACCAGGGUGCUGGGCCCUGAGAGCCCCACUCUGGCCCCAGGGCCCUUUGCCUACCCGUCCUGCACCACUGGUGAGAACUCCCCAAUGAAGCUGUCGAUGGGCUCUCCCCAAAGCAAAGCCAUGAAGGUCAGAGGAAGAGUAAGUGACAAAGUGCCAAGGCUGGGGAAGCAGCUUCCACCACAGGCUGAGAGACAGCGGGGCAUCCAUGCUGUGGUGCCUCCAGAGUGGGACCCCUCAUCCAGGCCCCAGAGGGGAGGGCUCAGCAGGGGGCCCACACUGGCCAGAGAGCCUUCUGGACGCUCUUGCUCUGAGUCUACCCUCUACCCUGUGCCCUUCUUUGUCCCGCUAGUGGUGGCCCAGCAGGAAGGUUACCCAGCAUCCCAGUCUCUGUUCCCAAUGGAGGCAUCCCCCCUCGGCUCAGCAGCCAGGAGAAAGCAGCGCAGGUGGCAGUCUACUAUGGAGAUCUCAGCCAAAGCCCGCUUGGCCAGCCGUCCUGGGCCCAGCCUAGGGCCCCCUAGGUCCCCAGCCAGGAGAGCCGGUGGUCCCCCAGCCCAGAGCAGGCCCAUGCUUGCCCGCCAGGAUGCCUGUGCAAAGAGUGAGUCAGAGCCCUCAGAGCACUCGGCUGAGUGUUCCUCGCUAUUCCACUCUACCAUUGCCGAAACCAGCGAGGACGAGGAGGCCAGUGACCACACUGCCAACCGCUUUGGGGACGAAUCCAGUAGCAACGAUUCAGAAGGCUGUGUCCAGAACAUCCGCGGUGGCCUGGGAAUAAGAGGUGCAGAGGCUGGGCAGGGGGAGCAGGCUUGGCCUUGGGUGCCCCUCCAGCAGUCUCCACGGGCCCCAGGAGGCACCAGACCAUCCUUGCCCCCUGUACCCAAACUGUGCCGCAUCAAGGCCUCCAAGGCCCUGAAGAAGAAGAUCCGCAGGUUCCAGCCAGCAGCCCUGAAGGUCAUGACCAUGGUGUGA
Cricetulus griseus (Chinese hamster) is the source of this 2184-nucleotide messenger RNA. NCBI's taxonomy places the organism in Eukaryota, Metazoa, Chordata, Mammalia, Rodentia, Cricetidae. The record is from RefSeq and is a predicted model, not a curated record.